Molecule: messenger RNA, 3154 nt
Organism: Schistocerca cancellata (South American locust)
Lineage: Eukaryota; Metazoa; Arthropoda; Insecta; Orthoptera; Acrididae
Gene: disp
Product: protein dispatched
Exons: 13
Coding region: 293-2335 (680 amino acids)
Source: RefSeq, a predicted model, not a curated record
ACUACUCAGAAAAGCAUACAAGAUGUGACAGGGGAGAGGAAUGGUUUUCAGAAUGUCAGAUUUUUUAGCAAUUUUUCGUUAACUUUUUAUGUAGUUUAUGAUUAAAUGACAGUAAUGAUUUUAAAUAUUGUGUGAACAACAGCAGAUUAUUGCACAAUGAAUUUCGCGAUUUAUUGUUGUUUAAGUGAAUUAACUAUAUCACAAACCUGGCGUACCGGUGUGUUGCUGCCCUAACAAUGUUCGCUAUAUUACCGAUUGUAUUCAAAGUGGAUUUAACUUCCACGAAGCUUAAAUGGAAAGGAUGAACUGGUUUGCUCGUAUAAUAGCUUACCAUCCAUAUGUAAUUCUAAUUGGGGUUGCUGUAUUUGCGGCGACAUGUAUUGUCAUUCCAGUCACAACAAGAAAACCUCCAGAUUUCUCUGAUCCUACUUCGGGAUUUCAGUCAAGGGGGACAGUUUUAUCCCAGAGAAUAACAGCAUGGAUUAAUCUGAAAGAUGCAACAAGACCAUCUGGACCACUCUCAGUAAAUCCAAAAGGUGACACUGUUGACUUAAGAGAAAUAUCAAAGAUAAGGAGACAUCGGCAGCAUCAUAAGGGUCAGAAGGUCAACAGAACUGAAAUUAACAGAAACGUUAUAGCUAAAGUGAUUUAUUCAGCUGAUGAAAGUACAUACAAUGCAAAUGAAAUACCAGAUAAACUUGAGGACUCAGGAAAAAUUUCUGCAGUGUAUUCAGUGUUUGUGCAGAAUGAACAUCAAAUUGAGACAGAACCACCAGUGGAAGAUGAAUGGGAAACAUUAACUCACUUGGGAGAAGAUCCUAAGAGACAUGGAAGUGGCAGUGAUCAUAAAAAUCAUGUGCACUUGGCUAGUGAUGGUUUUUUCUGUUCUGCUCCAAAUAUUGAAUUCUCACGGGUUGUACUCAGCUCAUUGGGUGAGAGUGGCUUGUUUAACUGGGAAUCAAUUCUAUCUAUGUGCCGAAUUGAGAAGCGACUUACUGAAGGCGAAGAGUUUGAAAAACUAUGUGAAAAAGUUUCAGAUGAAAAAUGUUGCCCUGCAUGGUCCCUAGGAAAUUAUAUAGCUCUUCUCCACAAUAAAUCUUCAUGCUUCAAUAUUACGGAGAACGAUGUGAAUUUAACUUUGGCACUUCUGCAAUACUGUGCUCCUUAUUUCUAUAAUUUAAUGUUAACGCCUGAGUGUACAGAGGAAAGAAAUGAAAUAUGUCAACAAGUGCCUCCGCAAUGCAGCCAGCAUAAUGCUGUUUAUAAUAUACUGUAUUACCUUGUGGAUGCUUCAUUUUUACCACCAAAUAAAAGUGUCAGCACACUGGACAAUGCAAUGCUAAUUCUGCCAUUUGGACGAAGCAGUGACACACUGGACUACUAUAGAAAGAUUGACAGUGCAUCAUUACAGUAUCAGGAUAUUAAAGUUACUGCUAUGGAAUUAGGUUUGAAGAAUACAUUGUUUGACAUGUAUCUCGUUCAAGACACAUACUUAGUAGGAGCAGGUGCAUUAUUUGUGCUCCUCUGCAUGUGGGCAUACACUCACUCAUUGUUUGUCACAUUUAUGACAGUUGUGGCAAUAUUAUUUUCACUGGGAAUCUCAUACUUUGUGUACACACUAGUUUUUGAGUUAGAGUUUUUUCCAUUCAUGAACAUUCUUGCAAGUGUUGUCGCUGUUGGUAUUGGGGCUGACGAUGCGUUUAUAUUCUGCAAAAUGUGGCAAUGUAUUAAAGCAGAGAGAAACAGCUGGACAGUGGUGAAAUUAAUGGAGGAAGCAUUGUCUAAUGCGGCACUAUCAAUGUUUGUAACAUCUCUUACAACUGCAGCUGCUUUUUACACCUCGUGUGUGAGCUACAUAACAGCAAUAAGGUGUUUUAGUAUUUUUGCAGGCACUGCAACAUUGGCAAAUUUUGGGAUGAUGGUUACUUGGCUACCUGCUAGUGUUGUGGUGUCAGAAUACUGGUGCUGUAGAUCUAGGUUUCCCUUUCGGUGGCUGAGAUCAGAAAAUGUGUGUUCCUGUGGUGGAAGAUUUUUGUCUUUUGACAAACUGGUCGUUACAGUUGUUUUGAAAUUUAAAUACAUGUGGCUCACAAUGUUAGGCAUUUUGGCGUUAAUAAGUGUUGUUAUUGUAUUCUGGUGGCCACGUUUUAGUCUUCCAGACACAAGAGACUUCCAGCUGUUUGACAGCAGCCAUCCAUUUGAACAGUAUGAGUUGUACUACUCAGAGAAAUUCCUUUUCGAAAGAAUUAACAAGGUGGGCAUCAACACAAAACUGCCAUUGCGCUUUGUGUGGGGGAUAUUACCAGUAGAUAAUGGUGUCUCCCUCUUCAGAUGAAACCCAGUAGCUGUGCAGUAAGUAACAUGAAUGUAUUGCGAAAAGAAGUUGUUGUUGUUUCCCUGUGCAGAUAAAACCCAGUAGCUGUGAAAUAAAUAACAUGAAUGUAUUGUGGACAUAAGUUGUUGUUUCCCUCUUCAGAUAAAACCCAGUAGCUGUGAAGUAAAUAACAUGAAUGUAUUGUGGAAAGAAGUUAUUGUUGUUCCCCUCUUCAGAUAAAGCCCAGUAGCUGUGAAAUAAAUAACCUGAAUGUAUUGUGGAAACGUCUUAUUGUUGGGUGGUGUAUAACAAAAUGAAAUUCAAAUCAUAAUCCCCGACGUAAUUCAGAUCAGACCUUUGUACGUGGACAUUCAUAUGUAAAUACUUAUGGCCUAAUGUGUAUAUUGUCUAUGUUUUGUGGGAACAAAAUACAAAAACUAAUAUUAAAGCUGUGUAUGUAUUUUUGAACAAAUUCCACACUUGCUGUUCAUUUUGGUUGUGUGUAUACAUGUUGUUAAUGAGGAAACUAUUCCCAUGUGUUACAUGUUUAAAUGUGUAAUGUAACUUUUGGAUGUAACAUUGAAUUGUAGUAAGUGUUCUCUGUAAUUGAAAUACCAAAUUGUAAUGAAUGUUAUGAAGCUGUUGGAGAAAAAUUAUGUAAUAUGGGCGUUACAAUCAUCAGUUUCCUUAAUUAAGGGCUACAUAUGGAUACAAACAGAUUUAUUUAUUUAUUUAUUUAAACAAAAGCCGUAUUUUGUCGUCUUUUAUAAACUGACGUUAAAUGUGUUACAUGGUAACUUUGAAAGCCUGUGGUGCUAAAAUAUACCAGAAACAAAACUA